AUGCUGUCCUCGCAAGCUGUGCUGUCCUCGCAAGCUUUGCUGUCCUCGCAAGUUGUGCUUUCCUCUCAAGUAGUGCUUUCCUCUCAAGUAGUGCUGUCCUCUCAAUUUGAGCUGUCUUCUCAAGUUGAACUGUCCUCUCAAGUUGAGCUGUCCCCUCAAGUUGAGUUGUCCUCUCAAGCUGAGCUGUCCUCUAAAUUUGAGCUGUCCUCUCAAGCUGAGCUGUCCUCUCAAUUUGAGCUGUCCUCUCACGUUGAACUGUCCUCUGAAGAGGAACUGUCCUCGCAUGCUGUGAUGUCCUCGCAAGUUGUGCUGUCCUCGCAAGCUGUGCCGUCCUCGCAAGCUGUGCUGUCCUGGCAAGCUGUGCUGUCCUCGCAACCUGUGCUGUCCUUGCAAGCUGUGCUGUCCUCGCAAGCUGUGCUGUCCUUGCAACCUGUGCUGUCCUCGCAAGCUCAAGCCGUGCUGCCCUCGCAAGCCGUGUUGUCCUCACAAGCUGUGCUGUCGUCGCAAGUAGUGCUUUCCUCUCAAGUAGUGCUUUCCUCUCAAGUAGUGCUGUCCUCUCAAGUUGAGCUGUCUUCUCAAGUUGAGCUGUCCUCUCAAGUUGAGCUGUCCGCUCAAGUUGAGCUGUCCUAUCAAGCUGAGCUGUCCUCUCUAAUUGAGCUGUCCUCUCAAGUUGAGCUGUCCUCUCAAGUUGAGCUGUCCUCUCAAGUUGAGCUGUCCUCGCAAGCUGUGCUGUCCUCACAAGCUGUGCUGUCCUCGCAAGCUGUGCUGUCCUCGCAAGCCCUGCUUUCCUCGCAAGCCGUGCUGUCUUCGCAAGCCAUGCUGUCCUCGCCGGCCGUGCUGUCCUCGCAAGCCGUGCUGUCCUCGCAAACCGUGCUGUCCUCACAAGCUGUGCUGUCCUCGCAAGUUGUGCUUUCCUCUCAAGUAGUGCUUUGCUCUCAAGUAGUGCUGUCCUCUCAAGUUGAGCUGUCUUCUCAAGUUAAGCUGUCCUCUCAAUUUGAGCUGUCCCCUCAAGUUGAGCUGUCCUCUCAAGCUGAGCUGUCCUCUCAAGUUGAGCUUUCGUCUCAAGUUGAGCUGUCCUCUCAAGUUGAAUUGUCCUCGCAAGCUGUGAUGUCCUCGCAAGCUGUGCCAUCCUCGCAAGCUUUCCUGUCCUCACAAGCUGUGCUGUCCUCGCAAGCUGAACUGUCCUCGCAAGCUGUCCUGUCCUUUCAAGCCGUGCCAUCCUCACAAGCUGUGCUGUCCUCGCAAGCUGUGCUGUCCUCGCAACCUGUGCUGUCCUCGCAAGUUGUGCUUUCCUCUCAAGUAGUGCUUUCCUCUCAAGUAGUGCUGUCCUCUCAAGUUGAGCUGUCUUCUCAAGUUGAGCUGUCCUCUCAAGUUGAGCUGUCCGCUCAAGUUGAGCUGUCCUCUCAAGCUGAGCUGUCCUCUCUAAUUGAGCUGUCCUCUCAAGUUGAGCUGUCCUCUCAAGUUGAGCUGUCCUCUCAAGUUGAGCUGUCCUCGCAAGCUGUGCUGUCCUCACAAGCUGUGCUGUCCUCGCAAGCUGUGCUGUCCUCGCAAGCCCUGCUUUCCUCGCAAGCCAUGCUGUCUUCGCAAGCCAUGCUGUCCUCGCCGGCCGUGCUGUCCUCGCAAGCCGUGCUGUCCUCGCAAACCGUGCUGUCCUCACAAGCUGUGCUGUCCUCGCAAGUUGUGCUUUCCUCUCAAGUAGUGCUUUGCUCUCAAGUAGUGCUGUCCUCUCAAGUUGAGCUGUCUUCUCAAGUUAAGCUGUCCUCUCAAUUUGAGCUGUCCCCUCAAGUUGAGCUGUUCGCUCAAGUUGAGCUGUCCUCUCAAGUUGAGCUUUCCUCUCAAGUUGAGCAGUCCGCUCAAGCUGAGGGGUCCUCGCAACCUGCGCUUUCCUCGCAAGCUGUGCUGUCUUUGCAAGCUGUGCUGUCCUCGCAAGCUGUGCUGUCCUCACAAGCUGUGCUGUCCUCGCAAGCUGUGCUGUCCUCGCAAGCUGUGCUGUCCUCGCAAACUGUGCUGUCCUCGCAAGCUAUGCUGUCCUCGCAAGCUGUGCUGUCCUUGGAAGCUGUUCUGUCCUCGCAACCUGUGCUGUCCUCGCAACCUGUGCUGUCCUCACAAGCCGUUCUCUCCUCGCAAGCUGUGCUGUCCUCGCAAGCUGUGCUGUCCUCGCAAGCUGUGCUGUCCUCGCAAGCUGUGCUCUCCUCGCAAGCUGUGCUGUCCUCGCAAGCUGUGCUGUUGUCUCAAAUUGAGCUGCCCUCUCAAGUUCAGUUCCCCUCUCAAGUUGAGCUGUCCUCUCAAGUUGAGCUGUCCUCUCAAGUUGAGCUGUCCUCUGAAGUUGAGCUGUCCUCUCAAGUUGAGCUGUGA
Messenger RNA from Schistocerca americana (American grasshopper), 2355 nucleotides. RefSeq lists its product as uncharacterized. The transcript has 2 exons. The coding region runs from base 1 to 2355 and encodes 784 amino acids. NCBI's taxonomy places the organism in Eukaryota, Metazoa, Arthropoda, Insecta, Orthoptera, Acrididae. The record is from RefSeq and is a predicted model, not a curated record.